This is a messenger RNA of Centropristis striata (black sea bass), 4423 nucleotides long. It is a transcript of the gene adamts6, whose product is annotated as ADAM metallopeptidase with thrombospondin type 1 motif, 6. NCBI's taxonomy places the organism in Eukaryota, Metazoa, Chordata, Actinopteri, Perciformes, Serranidae. Gene Ontology annotation, cellular component: extracellular matrix. Gene Ontology annotation, biological process: extracellular matrix organization; proteolysis. The transcript has 25 exons. Bases 983 to 4381 code for a protein of 1132 amino acids. Gene Ontology annotation, molecular function: metalloendopeptidase activity. The record is from RefSeq and is a predicted model, not a curated record.
CAGAGCUUUGGUUUUACGUGAGCUCGUGUUAUUUCAGGGCAGCUCUGAUAGACAUGCGCACAGCUGAUGGAAGAGAGGCACAUCUGCACUGACGUCACCCCCCCUGAAAAAAGCUGCCAAUUUGAAGCUGCUGUCCGGGACUGGGACAUACCCGGUCUCUGCAAUGUAGUGAGGAGGAGCAGCUCCAGGCCAACUUCUGCUGGUGUUUGCAUGCACUUCUUCUUCUCCUUUUUUCUUUCUUUCUUUUCUUUUUUUUUUUUUUGUUUUAACUUAAAGGCAGUGCGCUGCGCUGUGGCGGUCUCUCUGAGGACGCAGCUAGGACACCUUCUUGCAACCUCAACUCACUUUUUAAGCCACUCUGAGCCACCAAGAAGAAGUCUAGAUUAUAAAGACAUAAAGACGACAACAGAUCACAGAUAGAGCCAGGAAGACUUAGAGAGAAAAGCUCAAUAACUGCUCUUUUCUCUGUGAGUGUGUGUGUGAGUGUGUGUGACAGUCUGAGAUACGGUCUGAAGGGGAGAGACUGCAGUUUUAAAAGGAUGGCAGAGCCCAAAAGGAGAUGAAAAGAGGAGAGCAGCAGCAGAGGUUUGUGUGCGGAACUUCAGAGCUGCAGAAGCCUUUUGUCCUGAGCUCUGCCUGCACACUUGGACCGGAGCUGACCAUGAAGAUGAGCAUGGAAUGCAGAUGGAUCGGUCAAGGCAAGUUUCCAAUAUAGAGCUUCCUGUUUGGAGUUACACCUGAGAGUGACUGUGUCUGAUGGAUUAUGGUGUUUUCUACGAGCUGCUGACAUGAAUCCAGAGGCCAGUGAGAUGUGGAAGCGCUCGCCUUCAGGAGGAAUCUGAGACCUGGAUGAGCCUUCGAGCACGACGAGAACAUUUGAGUGAAGGAGACAAACUAUGGACUUGUUAUGGUGUGGUAUGGUGUUUUAACCCGUUAGUAGCUCCCUCUGCCCUCCACCCCAUGUCACACCUUUCCCUGAAUUAUGGAAAUUUUGUGGAAGACGCUGACUUGGACACUGAGCCUGGUGGUGAUGGCUGCUUCUGAAUUUCAAAGCAUCAACAGACUUUCACACAACUCUCAAGAGGAGUUCCUGUCCUACCUGCAGCACUACCAGUUGACUGUCCCAGUGCGUGUGGAUGAGAGCGGGGAGUUCCUCAGCUACACUGUGAAGCACCACCGGCCCGGCCGGCGGAGACGCGGGGCGGUGGACGCCAUGAUGGGACAGCUGCCCGCCUUGGACCCGGACCCCCCAGAACCCCGGCUGUUCUACAGAUUGUCCGCCUACGGAAAGCACUUUCACUUAAACCUGACGCUGAACCCCCACCUGGUGUCCAAACAUUUCACAGUGGAGUAUUGGGGCAGAGACGGGCUGGAGUGGCGUCAUAACAUGGUAGAUAACUGUCACUAUGUUGGAUUCUUGCAAAAUCAGCACAGCACGACCAGAGUGGCACUCAGCAACUGCAAGGGCCUGCAUGGUGUAAUAACCACAGAAGAAGAACAGUAUUUGAUAGAGCCAUUAAAGAACAUAUCCUCCACCACCUCCAGUGAAUGGAACCUGGAAGAAGCACAGCAACAUGUUAUUUAUAAAAUGUCUGCCAUUCCCUCACCACAAGAGCAUAGCCAGGAGUUCAGCUGUGGCAUUUCAGACCUCACUAAAAGCAGUGCACCUUGCCAGUCCAGCACGCCGCCUCCGGUCCACUCGCCGCCGUCGCCCCGAAACGACAGCGAGCCGUCGAACAGCACCCACCGCCAGAGACGCUCCGUCAGCACCGAGCGCUUUGUGGAGACGCUCGUGGUCGCUGAUAAAAUGAUGGUCGGUUACCAUGGACGCAAAGACAUCGAGCACUACAUCUUGUCUGUGAUGAAUAUUGUUGCCAAACUUUACCGUGAUGCCAGUCUAGGAAAUGUUGUGAACAUUAUUGUGACCCGACUGAUUGUUCUUACUGAAGAUCAGCCGAACCUGGAGAUUAACCACCACGCCGACAAGUCUCUGGACAGUUUCUGUAAGUGGCAGAAGUCCAUCCUGUCCCAUCACAGCGAUGGAAACAGCAUCCCAGAGAACGGGAUGGCUCACCACGAUAACGCCGUCCUCAUCACCCGGUACGACAUCUGCACCUACAAGAAUAAACCCUGCGGCACCUUAGGCUUGGCCUCGGUGGCUGGGAUGUGCGAGCCGGAGAGGAGCUGCAGCAUCAAUGAAGACAUCGGCCUCGGUUCUGCUUUCACCAUCGCACAUGAAAUCGGCCACAAUUUUGGGAUGAACCACGAUGGGAUCGGGAAUUCCUGCGGCACCAAAGGCCACGAGACCGCCAAGCUGAUGGCCGCUCAUAUAACCGCCAACACCAACCCGUUCUCCUGGUCCGCCUGCAGCAAAGACUACAUCACCAGCUUCCUCGACUCAGGUCGGGGGACGUGUCUGGACAAUGAACCUCUGAAACGAGACUUCCUGUACCCAACAGUGGCCCCGGGGCAGGUGUACGAUGCAGACGAGCAGUGUCGCUUCCAGUAUGGAACCUCCUCACGCCAGUGCAAGUAUGGGGAAGUGUGUAGAGAGCUCUGGUGCCUUAGCAAAAGCAACCGCUGUGUAACCAACAGUAUCCCUGCUGCAGAGGGGACCUUGUGCCAGACUGGCAGCAUUGAGAAAGGGUGGUGCUACCAAGGGGAGUGCGUGGCGUUCGGGACCUGGCCCCAGAGCGAGGACGGAGGCUGGGGGCCCUGGUCCCUGUGGGGGGAGUGCAGCAGGACCUGUGGGGGCGGUGUUUCCUCCUCCAUGAGGCACUGUGACAGCCCAGCGCCGUCUGGAGGAGGGAAGUACUGCCUGGGAGAGAGGAAGCGCUACAGAUCCUGUAACACAGACGCGUGCCCUGCAGGAUCUCGAGAUUUCCGAGAGAAGCAGUGCGCCGACUUUGACAACAUGCCUUUCCGUGGGAAGUACUACAACUGGAAGCCUUACACUGGUGGUGGUGUUAAGCCUUGUGCACUCAACUGCUUGGCAGAAGGCUACAACUUCUACACGGAGCGUUCUCCUGCAGUCAUAGAUGGCACCCGGUGUCAGGCCGACUCUCUGGACAUCUGUAUCAAUGGAGAGUGUAAGCACGUGGGCUGCGACAACAUCCUGAGCUCAGACGCUAAAGAAGACCGCUGCAGAGUGUGUGGAGGAGACGGCAGCACCUGCGAGGCCACAGAGGGACUCUUCAACGAGUCUCUCCCCCGAGGAGGCUACAUGGAGGUGGUUCAGAUCCCCAAAGGAUCCGUUCACAUCGAGAUCAAAGAGGUCGCCAUGUCCAAGAAUUACAUUGCCCUGAAAUCUGAAGUGGAUGAUUAUUACAUCAACGGAGCGUGGACCAUCGACUGGCCCAGGAAGUUCGACAUUGCGGGGACGGCCUUCCACUACAAGAGACCCACUGAUGAGCCGGAGUCUUUAGAGGCGCUGGGAGCCACCACUGAAAACCUCAUUGUCAUGGUCCUCCUUCAGGAACAGAACCUGGGAAUACGCUACAAGUUCAACGUGCCGAUCCAGCGAACAGGAAGUGGGGACAACGAGGUGGGCUUCUCCUGGCACCACCUGCCCUGGUCCGAGUGCUCCGCCACCUGCGCCGGAGGAUCCCAGAAGCAGGAAGUGGUGUGUAAAAGGUUGGAUGACAACUCAGUGGUUCAGAACAGCUACUGUGAUCCAGACAGCAAACCUCCAGAGAACCAGAGAGACUGCAACACUGAGCCGUGUCCUCCAGAGUGGUUUAUUGGCGACUGGUCGGAGUGUGGGAAGACGUGUGACGGCGGGAUGAGGACGAGGACGGUCCUGUGCAUCAGGAAGAUCGGCCCUGCUGAGGAGGAGACGCUGGAGGACACACACUGUCUCACCCACCGACCCAUCGAACAAGAGUCCUGCAACAACCAGUCCUGCCCGCCCAAGUGGGUCACUCUGGACUGGUCCGAGUGCACGCCUAAAUGUGGCCCCGGCUUCAAGCACCGAAUCGCCCUGUGUAAGAGCAGCGACCUCACCAAGACCUUCCCGCCCGCCCACUGCCCGAGCCACAACAAACCUCCGGUCCGAAUCCGCUGCAGCUUAGGACGCUGUCCGCCUCCUCGCUGGAUCCCUGGAGAAUGGGGACAGUGUUCGGCCCAGUGCGGCCUCGGCCAGCAGAUGAGGACGGUGCAGUGUCUGUCGUACACCGGCCAGCCGUCCAACGACUGCGCCGAGUCCCUCCGACCCACCACCAUGCAGCAGUGUGAGAGCAAGUGCGACGCCACCCCCAUCGCCAACGGUGACGAGUGCAAAGACGUGAACAAAGUGGCGUACUGCCCGCUGGUGCUGAAGUUCAAGUUCUGCAGCCGUGCGUACUUCAGACAGAUGUGCUGCAAGACCUGCCAGGGCCACUGACCCUCGGAGCUGGAGAGAGAGAGAACGGCCAGAGAGAUGCAC